This is a messenger RNA of Xiphophorus maculatus (southern platyfish), 873 nucleotides long. RefSeq names its product ubiquitin-conjugating enzyme E2 variant 1-like. Gene Ontology annotation, biological process: DNA damage tolerance; protein K63-linked ubiquitination. Gene Ontology annotation, cellular component: nucleus. Lineage: Eukaryota; Metazoa; Chordata; Actinopteri; Cyprinodontiformes; Poeciliidae. The record is from RefSeq and is a predicted model, not a curated record. The coding region runs from base 26 to 469 and encodes 147 amino acids. The transcript has 4 exons.
GCGCUAUCACGGCACAGUGACAAAUAUGGCGGCCGCCGCCGGAUCAGGCGUUGUUGUUCCUCGCAGCUUUCGGCUGCUGGAGGAGCUGGAAGAAGGUCAGAAAGGUGGUGGAGACGGUACGGUGAGCUGGGGCCUUGCUGAUGAUGACGACAUGAUGCUAACUCACUGGAACGGCAUGAUUAUCGGCCCUGCUAAGACUGUUUAUGAAGGCAGAAUAUACAGUCUGAAAGUAGACUGCGGUCACAGAUACCCAGAGUACCCGCCAAUGGUCCGCUUUGUUAACAAAAUCAACUUGACUGGUGUUAACAGUUCAACUGGUGCGGUGGACCUAAAGUCUGUGUCGGCGCUGUCCCGGUGGAAGAACUCCUACAACAUCAAGAUGGUGCUGCAGGAGCUCAGGCAGCACAUGAUGAUGAAAGAGAACAGCAGGCUCUCCCAGCCGCCUGAGGGCCAGGUCUACAGCAACUGAAGCUGCUGCUACUGUCAACACUCUCACUCACACACAAAUACAGAUAUAUAUAUGCACACACUCUCUCUCUGAAGGUGUUCAACCAUCAUGUUAUCCAAGACUGUCAGCCCCAACUUCUUCCUUUCAGAGCCUUCCGUUGCCCGGAGGACCCAGCCGCCUCACCCGCUGCCCAGCCGUCUGUCAUGCUGGCCAGCGGUAUAAAAAUAAAAGAAACAAAAGUCUUAGUCAGCUUUUAUUUUUUUCCUCUUUGCAUCCAGAUCGCUACCUAUCAAAUGGUCUGGCGGAAUGUAUCGGCGUAUUCUGGGAUCAUGUGAGGCUGUUGACAUUUUGUGCAUGACGAACCACAAUCUGCUGCAAAUGAUCCCCAGCAAAAACGGAAAAAAAAAAAAAAAAAAACCCCAGAC